AUGCGUUCCCGUCACUUCAUUCACUCCGUUCUCCUCAUGCUGUGUUUCAACUCGCUUGUCCUACUCAUUGCCGCCUGCAUGAAGACUAUUCCGGCGGAGACUGUCAAUCUGGAAGGACGGCUAAGCAGAGCUCCUCUCCAAAAAAUACCAGUGCUUCAGAAUGAUUACAGUUCUCAUGUCGAACAGUUCCGUGCGGCAAAACUCUUCCGUGCGUCAGUUUCUACUGAAUCCAAAUCGGAGAAGGCGGAAGCAUUUGCGUCAGCCGAGUCGGCGUCUCAAUCAAGAGAAACGUCUACUGAAGUGCGAACUUUUGCAAGAAGAGAGGGAAUUACGAAAAAUGCCAAGAUUUUCGCUGCGAAGAUAGACGAAAGGAGUGAAACUCCGAACAAAGAAGAAGAAGAAGUCACUCAGCCAGAACCGGUCAUCGUCCCAACCCGAGAUGAUAACAAAGUCCACGAUGACAGGGAUUUGUUCGAGGCCCUACAGGUUGAGAAACCAGGUAUUAGAACAGGUAAUUCCGGCAGAUAUAGAUUAUCAAUUGUGCUUUCAGAUAUUUGUGGAUCGUGCCCUCCAAUUUGGAUGAAAAACAAUGCAGAAAUGAAGGACGUUUGCUCGAAUUAUGAGUCCGUUUCUACGUUCUUUUCGAUGACUAUGGACAAACGCGACGCCAAGAAUAUCAUCGACAGGAGUGACGUGAAGGAAUGCACCAGAACUAUCACUUGUUCGGAACCACACAUGCUUGUCAAGUCAGUCCUCGCGCAGAUCUUCUCCCAAAAACACUCAUUUCUUUCAGAUGGCACGAAUCCGAUCUUUGCGACGUGCACGCACCUUCUUCCGGCUCUCUCGUCACCGAUUCCACCAAUACAUUCGUUUAUAAAUGCAACGGAACGCACUGGACAUUGCACGGAUUCCCGCUCUCCAGCGUCGUCUGUGCUGUCAGCGCUAACUAG
This is a messenger RNA of Caenorhabditis sp. 36 PRJEB53466, 950 nucleotides long. The record is from the annotation of a GenBank genome assembly. Lineage: Eukaryota; Metazoa; Nematoda; Chromadorea; Rhabditida; Rhabditidae.